Messenger RNA from Penicillium nucicola, 1809 nucleotides. RefSeq lists its product as uncharacterized. Gene Ontology annotation, biological process: fatty acid metabolic process. Gene Ontology annotation, molecular function: NAD+ binding; oxidoreductase activity, acting on the CH-OH group of donors, NAD or NADP as acceptor. Lineage: Eukaryota; Fungi; Ascomycota; Eurotiomycetes; Eurotiales; Aspergillaceae. The transcript has 3 exons. The coding region runs from base 1 to 1809 and encodes 602 amino acids. The record is from RefSeq and is a predicted model, not a curated record.
AUGAAAUCAACCUGGCAGCCACCACGAGACUACCAAAACCGCCCUGUUACCAUUCUUGGUGCGGGUGUACUUGGUCGUCGAGUAGGAUGUAUUUGGGCAUCAGCCGGCUACAACGUUCAUCUUCGAGACCCCAGCGAGAAACAACGAUUGGACGGAAUUGCAUAUAUUCGAGACAAUGUCCAAGCAUACAGCUCCAAGACUGGAAAAACUCCCGGAUUGUUUGAGGCAUUCGAUAACAUGGAAGAUGCAGUUGCAAAUGCCUGGCUUGUGAUUGAGGCUGUUCCUGAGAAGAUCGAACUCAAAGUCGCCACGUUUGCUGAAUUGGAAACUAUUGCUGCCAACGACUGUAUUUUGGCUUCCAACUCAUCUUCAUACAAGUCUUCCGAAAUGAUCAGCAAGGUCACCGAUCAGACUAAGAGUCGCAUUCUGAACAUGCAUUAUUAUAUGCCACCUCAGUGUAUGAUCGUGGAGCUGAUGACGGAUGGAUACACUUCUCCUGAGAUAUUUCCUUUCAUGGUUGACCGUUCGAAAGAAGUCGCUACUGUCCCUUAUGUGGCAAGGAAGGAGUCCACUGGGUUUAUUUUCAAUCGACUCUGGGCGGCUGUGAAGCGGGAGGUUUUGACCAUUCUUGCUGAAGGUGUGUCAGUUCCAGAAGAAAUCGAUGGCAUGUGGCAGGAGAUGUUCAUCAAAGGGGCAACUCUUCCCUGCAGGAUGAUGGACAAUAUCGGCCUCGACACCGUUGCCUUCAUCGAGAGUCAUUACGCACAUGAACGUGGACUUUCUUCAGCGAAGACUGUCGACUUUUUGAAAACCAAUUAUCUUGAUCAAGGCAAGCUGGGAACUAAGUCUUCGCAAGGCGGCCUCUAUCCUCCGGGUGAUAUCUCGACUGUCACCAGGGUCAGUCCCAAAGAACCUGAAAUUUUGGUCUUGGAUGUAGGCCUCUCGGCUUCUGAGCCUAGCAUCACGUCAGGGCAAAUACUGAAGGUCACCGCGAACGGGGAGCUUCGGGAAACAAUUUUGAAAGGCCAAGCCCUUCCUGACGGACUGGCAAUUGACUCCACCUGCAACCGAAUGUUUUGGACUUGCAUGGGAGUUCCAGGCAAGUCUGAUGGAGCAGUAUACUCUUCCAACCUUGACGGGUCCGAUAUCAAGACUCUGGUGGCUCCGGGUGUUGUGAAUACGCCUAAGCAACUUGCUCUUGAUUCCGUGGCACAGAAGAUAUACUUCUGUGAUCGGGAAGGGUGUCGAGUCUACCGCUGUGGAUUCGACGGUUCUAAUUUGGAGGUGUUGGUCGACAACGUUGCCAAUGACCUUACAUCGGAAGAAAUCGUCUUGAACUGGUGUGUGGGCAUUGCAGUCAGUCCAAGCCUAGGGAAAUUCUAUUGGACACAGAAAGGACCGUCAAAGGGUGGCAAAGGCCGCAUCUUCUGUGCCGACAUCACAAGGCCUAAAAGCGUGCAGUGCAUCCUGGGUGGUCUUCCUGAGCCGAUUGAUAUUGAAAUAGACGCAAGUUCUCGCACCCUUUAUUGGACUGACCGUGGAGAACUUCCCUGGGGAAACUCAUUGAACAAAAUCAGCUUGGGUGAAACUGGCCUUCCUCAUCUAGCUGGGUCCAAUGCGAAGCAUCAGACCAUCACCAGAGGGCUGAAUGAAGCCAUUGGCCUAAAGCUUGAUAUUGCCAAUUCUCACAUCUACCUCACAGAUUUGGGUGGAAGUAUCUACCGGUGCGAUCUGGAUGGCAGUCAUAAGCAAAAGAUCUACUCUGAAGAUCAUCGGGCCUUUACUGGGAUUGCUCUUCUAGGGCUGUGA